AUGAUAAAAUAUGCCCUGUUUGAACCAGGUAAACAAGGAAUCAAAAUUAAUGAAUCUCAAACUGUCACAAAAGUAGGGAAUUCCUAUAUCUUUGAUUAUCCUUGCGAGGAUUCAUCGAACUGCACUGAUUAUGCCAUCGAUUUGCAUCCAGGCGCAUAUAUUUUUGAAUUGUAUGGAGCAUCUGGUGGAUCUACACCAGGGUAUGUAUCAACAUACCAUUUCCAGAACAAUUCCUGCUUGAGCGACACCAUUGUCCAGUUCUAUAAAGGUAAUACCAAAUGCCUUUCUAAUUAUAAUUUUGGCGGUGCUGGCGGCUAUGUUCAAGGCACCAUUUUCCUAAAAAGACACACAAAAAUAUAUGCAACAAUUGCUGGAAGCGGAAAGUAUGAAAUAAGAUCAAAUUGCGCUGGCUCGAUCGACUGUUUUCAGCCAGAAAACAUGGUCCGUGGCGGAUAUGGCGGAGGGAGAAGCUCCUCUGGCUUCAAAGACGGUUCCGCAAGCGGAGGUGGUGCAACAUCAGUUAAAUUUCUCGAGAAUACCCUCUACCACCGAGUUAUAGUCAGCGGUGGUGGUGGAGGUUCUGAUGAUUCUCAUUACGGUAUUGGUGAUGGAAGAGGCGGCUCUGGUGGCGGCCUUAUCGCGCAAGGUUGGUGGGAAGAUCAAAUUUACAAAGACAGUUUAGUCGCGAAUUCGACUUUUGGAUUCACCUUUGGCAGUGGAGAAGCUGCUCAUUUUGGAGAUUCGCUGAAUCAAAACAGUAUUAAAAGAAAUAGAAACUUGCAUGACUUGUCAGGCGGUGGAGGGGGCUGGUUUGGUGGUUUUUCAUCGAAUUACCAAAAUGCCGGCUCUGGAGGUGGACGUUCUUGGGCCUUAACAAGUGAUGCCAUAAUUCUACCUGGUAAUAUAGCGUCCCAUGAUGAGUUUUACUAG
This is a messenger RNA of Trichomonas vaginalis G3, 930 nucleotides long. Its product is annotated as glycine-rich protein family. The record is from RefSeq and is a predicted model, not a curated record. The transcript has a single exon. Lineage: Eukaryota; Parabasalia; Trichomonadida; Trichomonadidae. Bases 1 to 930 code for a protein of 309 amino acids.